Molecule: messenger RNA, 465 nt
Organism: Paraglomus occultum
Lineage: Eukaryota; Fungi; Glomeromycota; Glomeromycetes; Paraglomerales; Paraglomeraceae
Source: the annotation of a GenBank genome assembly
AUGUCUCAACCUACACCCUAUUUUGACCCAUCAAUCCCCUCCUGCGUGGCAUGCCAAAAGGACUAUUCAACUUUUGAUUCAUGCAUUAGCUCUUCAGCGAUACUUCAGAACUUUUGGAACGCCAUAUUUGAUCCUGUUGGAUUUUUCAAUGCUUUCAAAUGUGCAUGCGGCGAUGCAUUUCUCAAGGUGUAUCCGUUAUGUCUCUACUGUUUUCAGCAGACUGGACAAACGAAUACCUUGUUGAACACUUCUGUGCCACCAUCUGUGGAACAGAUUAGAGAAACAUGUCAGGCAGGUCGUGCUCUUACCGGGAAUGCUUCUGGAUAUGAUCAAACAGCGACGUCUGGGCCCACACCGACUGGUAGUGCGUAUGGCGGUGCUGAGAGGCUUGCCGUGACGAGAUGGGGUAGUCAGAUUUGGUUUAUGGUAAUUGUAGGAAUUGCUGCUUUGAUCACUGCCAUGUAA